UUCUCGAUCCGGAUACCAUUCCAUAUUUUUAACUCGUAUCACAGGGCGCUGCCAUAUUUGUGUCAUUGAACAGCCUUUCGCUAGCAGGGGUCGUUUCGAAGCGUAACCUGCCAACUGACCAGGAUGCUGCUUCUGACGCCCGUCAGGAGGGCGUUGUCGGCUCACAGCCUGCUGAAGACUGCGUUGAGAGCCAACUCGACAGGUGCCCCAGAGAAAAUAGAAGUAUUUGUUGAUGACAAGAGUGUGCUUGUAGAACCAGGCAUCACAGUGCUACAGGCCUGUGCAGAAGGUGGUGUGGAGAUUCCCCGGUUCUGCUACCAUGACCGCCUCUCCAUCGCUGGGAACUGCAGGAUGUGUCUAGUAGAGGUGGAAAAGUCUCCCAAGCCGAUUGCCUCGUGUGCGAUGCCAGUGAUGAAAGGGAUGAAGAUCAAGACCGACUCACCUGUCACCAGGAAGGCAAGGGAAGGUGUGAUGGAGUUUCUACUGGUGAACCAUCCCCUUGACUGUCCCAUCUGUGAUCAGGGAGGAGAGUGUGAUCUACAAGACCAGUCGAUGGCCUUCGGGAGUGACAGAAGCAGAUUCACAGAUACUCAUUUCACUGGCAAGAGAGCUGUUGAAGACAAGAAUGUUGGCCCCUUGGUGAAGACGAUCAUGACCAGGUGUAUUCAUUGUACACGGUGUAUCAGGUUUGCUAGUGAGGUGGCUGGUGUUGAUGACCUUGGCACCACAGGCCGGGGAAACGACAUGCAGGUCGGUACAUACGUCGAGAAGAUGUUCAAGUCGGAAUUGUCAGGCAAUGUUAUUGACCUGUGUCCUGUUGGAGCUCUCACGUCCAAGCCCUACGCCUUCACAGCCAGACCCUGGGAGACCAAAAAGGUUGAGAGUAUAGAUGUGAUGGAUGGUUUGGGAAGCAACAUCGUUGUCACCAUGAGGACCAAUGAAGUGAUGAGAAUCGUCCCGCGCAUGAAUGAGGAAAUCAAUGAAGAAUGGAUCUCCGAUAAGACGAGGUUUGCGUAUGACGGCCUGAAGCGCCAGCGCUUGACUUCACCAUUUGUGAAGAACAGUCAGGGAAAUCUGGUGGCCACAGACUGGGAGAAUGCUUUCAUCAGGGUGGCACAGAAGCUCCGAGAAGUGAGUGGAGACCAGGUGGCAGCUGUAGCCGGGGGUCAGGUGGAUGCUGAGGCCCUCAUCAGUCUCAAGGACCUCCUCAACAGACUGGGCAGCGAGGGACUCUGUACAGAGGAGAUCUUCCCCAUGGAUGGAGCUGGCACGGACCUGCGGUCCAACUACCUUCUCAACACGGGCAUCGCUGGCGUAGAGGAGGCCGAUCUUGUAUUGCUGGUCGGGACCAACCCCCGCUACGAGGCGCCCAUCUUCAACGCCAGGAUCAGGAAGAGCUGGAUCCACAAUGACCUGCGGGUCGCGAUGGUGGGGACGCCAGUGGAUCUGACGUAUGAGUAUGAUCAACUCGGUGAUACAGCCUCAGUGUUGGAGAGCCUGGCCAGUGGCAAGCAUCCCUUCUGUCAGACACUGAAUGCUGCCAAGAAGCCCAUCAUUGUUGUGGGUAGUGGGUUGCUGCAGAGGGAGGAUGGUGCCGCGAUACAUGCCGCCGUGUCAACGCUGGCGGAGAGUGUCCGCUCCAGCUGUGGGUGUGGCCCGGACUGGAAAGUGCUCAACGUGCUACACAGGGUGGCCAGCCAGGUGGCAGCACUUGACCUCGGCUACAAGGCUGGCGUGGACCACAUCCGACAGAAUCCUCCGAAGGUCCUGUUCCUUCUGGGAGCGGACGAGGGGGCAAUCACACGAGAAGACCUACCCAAAGACUGCUUUGUUGUAUACCAGGGUCACCAUGGCGACAGAGGAGCUGAGAUGGCGGACGUGAUACUCCCCGGAGCAGCAUACACGGAGAAGGAUGUGACGUACGUCAACACAGAGGGCCGCGCACAGCUGACGAGGACGGCGGUCACACCUCCAGGCCUUGCUCGGGUCGACUGGAAGAUCAUCAGAGCCCUGUCAGAGAUGGUUGGAGUGACCUUGCCCUAUGACAAGAUCACAGAGGUGAGACGGAGGCUGGGGGAAGUCGCCCCCAACCUGGCACGGGUCGGCGACGUGGAAGACGCUAACUACUUCACACAAGCACAGCAGCUGGCACAAUUGGGGAAGAAGCCUCUUGGAGCCAGCCCCCUGACCCCAUCUCAGCAAGACCUGAAGGAUUUCUACAUGACCGAUUCCAUCAGCCGCGCCUCGCAGACAAUGGCCAAGUGUGUACAAGCCUCCAGUGAGCCUAACAAAUACUGAACUUCUGCAUAGACAAGCUGUACAUCACUGUACAUCAAGGCAUCUCACUGGGCAGUCAGACCUCUAUUCUGAUUGGAUAAGGGAUGGUGUAAUGUUUCAUCUUCUUAUCUGAUUGGCCAAAAAAGUUUAGGGAAGGAUUGAAAAAUAUACUUUUGCAUAAAGUGCUGUUGACUCAAUUUAACAACAAAUAUGAAAUUUUUGUUGUGCUUUGUAGUCUUUGAUGGGUUAAUAUGAAUGAUGUCAUUUAGAGCAUCUGUAUUAAUAUUUCUUAGACCUUCCAUUGUUUUGAACCUUUCCAGUCUUCAGGUUGAAGUGUAUGCGAAGUGCUACAGAUCAUCCAGGCCUGUUACUGGUGAUGCGAGGAAGCCCAGUUCAGACUGUAUAUAUUUUCCAUAGUAUUUAUGGAUGGGCAUAUUUUAGUGAAAAAGAUGGUUUGUGAAUUGAAGUUGUUAAUGAACAUUUGUAAAAUAAAGAAUAUGUGGAUAUAGUA
Molecule: messenger RNA, 2788 nt
Organism: Haliotis rufescens (red abalone)
Lineage: Eukaryota; Metazoa; Mollusca; Gastropoda; Lepetellida; Haliotidae
Product: NADH-ubiquinone oxidoreductase 75 kDa subunit, mitochondrial-like
Exons: 20
Coding region: 124-2298 (724 amino acids)
Biological process (GO): ATP synthesis coupled electron transport
Cellular component (GO): membrane
Molecular function (GO): iron-sulfur cluster binding; NADH dehydrogenase (ubiquinone) activity
Source: RefSeq, a predicted model, not a curated record